This is a messenger RNA of Darwinula stevensoni, 1686 nucleotides long. The record is from the annotation of a GenBank genome assembly. NCBI's taxonomy places the organism in Eukaryota, Metazoa, Arthropoda, Ostracoda, Podocopida, Darwinulidae.
AAUCAGGACAUGGACGGUAGACUAGAGUUAAACGUGACAGUUCCUCAGUGCCAGCCAGUCUCUCUCUCGGCUUCCUCGUUCGCUUGUCCUUCGGCUUCAGGUUCUUAUUCUUUGAAGUGGAGGGACGGGAAAACUAUGAGCCGCCUGCCGAAAUGGAGGAAAGUGACCAAGAAGCUUAGACAGAAUCUCCUCUUGAUCGUCACCGUCGUCGGGGUUUUCACGGGCGUCAUCUUGGGAUUUGGGCUUCGAACAUUGGAGCCGUCGAGGACCACAAUUUUAGUCAUCUCAUAUCCGGGUGAAAUAUUUAUGCGCCUGCUGAGGCUCAUGAUCUUGCCCCUGGUCAUCUCUUCCCUCGUCUCGGGAUCGGCAAGCUUGAAUGCGAAGAUGAACGGAAAGAUCGCGAUGAGGACGAUCGCCUGGUUCCUCGCCACCAGCUUCUUGAACGCGAUAAUCGGGACGCUUCUGGCGAUCGCCAUUCGACCGGGAUGGGGACUGUCGGAGGAACUAGCGAGCAUGAAGCCCGACCGAAAGGACGACGUCUCCAUCCUGGACUCCUUCCUCGACCUCGGAAGGUUGACGCCGGUGGGGGUGGCGUGCAUCAUAUGCGGAAAGAUCUUGGAAAUGAAGGACGUGUCGAUGAUCGUGAGUCAAUUGGGCCUGUUCAUAGCAGCCGUCCUAAUCGGGGUCUUCCUCUACCAAUGGAUCAUCCUUCAACUCUUUUAUCUCCUCCUCGUCCGCAAGAAUCCCCUUCCGUUCUACUUUGGCCUGGCGCAGCCCUGGCUCAUCGCCUUCGCCACCGCCUCAACGUAUGAACUCCACUCCCCACUGGACUCACCAGACUGGACCGGCGUGAUGGGGGAUAUUCAUUCCCCUCCUGGUCCCUGGAGAUAUCGGGCGGUGGCGUUGCCGGUGACAUUGAAAUGCAUGGACAAGAUGAGAAUCGACCACCGGGUGACGAGAUUCGUCCUUCCCAUCGGAGCAACGGUGAAUAUGGAUGGAACUGCUCUCUUCGUCUCCAUCGCUUCCAUCUUCAUCGCACAGAUGACAAAUGUUCCCCUUGGCAUCGGCGAUUACGUCACCGUCGUAGUGACGUCGACGGCAGUAAGCGUGGCAGCGGCUAGCGUUCCUUCGGCCGCCCUCGUCCUCAUGCUCAUGGUCCUCGGCGCCAUCGAUGUCCCCUCGGAAAAUGUCUCUCUCCUCUUCACUAUCGACUGGUUCGUAGACCGAUUUCGGACGACGAACAAUAUGCUGGGCGACUGCUACACAGCUGCCAUCGUGGAACACUAUUCCCGGAAUGAACUACCGCCUGACAAAACACACGAUCCCUCCUACUUGCAAAACGAUCAGCAGGAGUCGAAACCGCUGAACAGGGCGUCGACAGAAGAUAUCGAAGAUGCAUCCUUGGCCAUCACCAAAGUCUAAUUCCUUCCAUCCAGACUACUUUGAUGUAAAAGAACGCCGAGGAGGCACAGAGUGAAAUGAGACUUUCCCGCCCUUACUCUUCCGGGUGAAGGAGUGAGUGGGUUGUGUCUCGUAUGAGAGGAGACGAGGAAGCACUCGCUGCCACUCCAUCUUCUGUGCUCACAGCUUUUUAUUCUCACUUCAGCAUUCACUGUGGCCUUCUCGUGAAACAUUUUCAAGCGAAGCUUUUGUAAGCCCAUGUUUGGUCCUAGAGCUACGUCUAUG